Aspergillus puulaauensis is the source of this 438-nucleotide messenger RNA. RefSeq lists its product as uncharacterized. Lineage: Eukaryota; Fungi; Ascomycota; Eurotiomycetes; Eurotiales; Aspergillaceae. Gene Ontology annotation, molecular function: calcium ion binding. The record is from RefSeq and is a predicted model, not a curated record. The transcript is spliced from 3 exons. The coding region runs from base 1 to 438 and encodes 145 amino acids.
AUGUUCGUCGCCAUUGGGCUUCUUUUCCUUUCUCAUUUGAUGGCUGUGUCACUAGCAGCCUGCUGUGAUGCGCAGUACUUGAGCAGCAAUGGCCAAUGGAUCUGCGGAGAUGGUACCGUGGCUACUCCCUGCUGUGGAAAAGGCCCAUGCGAUGCCUUCUGCUGCAAUUGUGAUUGCCGAUCUCCGAGCUCCAGGAAGCGAGACCUACCGUUUCUAAUGGAGCGGGCUGAACAAGUCGACAGUCUGUUCCAGUCAGUCGACGCCGACGGUUCAGGCGACUUGGAUUUGGGAGAGUAUAUUGCAUGGGUGACUGAGCAUCUGGGCCGCGAACAUCCAGUAUCGCCCAGCUUGUACCAAGCCUACAUCGACCAUUUUUAUUCGUUUGAUAUGGAUAAGAAUAGCAAGCUUGAUCUAGGUGAGGUUCGGGCUACAAAAUAA